Messenger RNA from Phyllotreta striolata, 1937 nucleotides. The record is from the annotation of a GenBank genome assembly. NCBI's taxonomy places the organism in Eukaryota, Metazoa, Arthropoda, Insecta, Coleoptera, Chrysomelidae.
UAAAUUUUGACAUUUCCUGCAAACUGUCAAUUUAAUUUUUUCCUUAUUGUUCAAAAACCUUUUUUCUUGUGGUUCAAGUAGAUCGACGAAAAAAUGUGGUCGAGAAACCUGAGAACGGCCCAACUACAAAAGAAACUAAUCUACGCGCAAAAAAUCAAUUUCUACCGCUCGACGGAAACCCCCGCUCAGUCGGUAUCCGAAGACGCCCCCGUCCCGGCAGAAGCGGACGCGAAGGUGGAAAAAGAAAUAAAAGCCAACCCGUUUUUAUCGAAAAAACCGGCCACCAAAGGUGAAACGGUGCCCUUCGACGAUAUCCCCGGCCCGAUCAGCCUGCGGCUCAUUUCCAAGUUCUGGGGCAUGAUCCCCAUGAUGGGCACCGAAAUAACCGUAAGCGUAGUGCAAUACCUGCUUAGCGGCGGCAAAUUCUUCGGCGGGAUCCUGUCGUGGGGCGGAAACGCGCCGUUUUUCAAGAAAUUUUUUGACGUUUACGGCCCCGUUGUCAGACUGCACGGCGCCUUCGGCAGCGACGUGGUGCUCCUCUCCCGACCGGAGCACGCCUCCGCCAUUUUCCAAACCGAAGGCCCGUACCCCAUCCGGUCUUGCCUGGAGUCGCUGGAGAAGUACCGCCUGCAGUGCAGGAAGUACCGGCAAGCCGGACCCUUUCUCACCUACGGCACCGAAUGGGAGGCCCUCAGGAAGUCCAUCGAGCAGCCGCUGCAAUCCUGCAUUGAAUUGCAAUUCGACGAAAUCGAGAAGAUCAACGAGAGCUUCCUCGAUCGAAUGUACUCCAUUCGCAACAAACAGGAGGAGAUGCCUAAUAAUUUUAAGACCGAAAUCAACAAAUGGGUGCUGGAGUGCCUUUGCUCGGUGACUCUCAACAGAACCCUCGGGUUUCUGGUACCCACUGGACUAAUUCCCUCGUCGGAUCCCGGUCGACUUUUGAACGGUUUAUUCGGAGCCACCAACGCCAUAAGGAAAUUAGAGUACGGCUUCCACCUGUGGAAAUUCAUAGAAACCCCCGCCUGGAAAAGCUUGGUGAAAAACUGCGAUAUGAUGGAGAGCGUGCUGCGCAAAUACAUCGACAUAUCCAAGCAGCACUUGCAGGAGAAGAAGAUGCGCAACAGCCCAUUGGAUAAGGUGACUUUAAUGGAGCAUCUCCUCCUCAAGGAGAACAUAAUCGAAGACGAUAUCAUGACGAUAAUGCUCGAUUUGUUCCUGAUCGGCGCCAACGCCACGGCUCACACGGUCUCCUUCUUCUUCUACAACCUGGCGAGGAACCCGCGCUGCCAGAUCCAGCUCUACGACGAGAUCAAAGACUCGGACGUGUCCAGCACGCCGGAGAAGCUGAAGGAGUACGCCUACCUGCAGGCCUGCCUCAAGGAGACGCUGCGCCUGGACCCGCCGAUUCCCAUCCUGAGCCGGGUGCUGAGCAACGACGUGAUCAUCAAUCACUAUCGCGUGCCGAAGGGCACCCACGUGCUGUUCGCGGCGCACAUGAACAACAUGCGGCAGGAGUACUUCGAGGACGCGGAGAAAUUCAAGCCGCAACGGUGGUUGAACAACUACGAGGGAGGCUUCGGCAACGAGUUUCAGCACUUCGCUUCGAUGCCGUUCGGCUACGGGCCGCGGAGUUGCCUGGCUAAAGAGAUGGCCGAAACGGCCAUCGCCUCGCUGAUUGUUACCAUUUGCAAGCGGUUUAGAAUCGAGUAUAAUUACGGGGAUAUUAAGAGCUCGAACGAGCUGAUGGCGUCGCCGACUAAGCCGUUAAAAUUCAGAUUUAUCGAUAGAAUUUAGAUUGGUUGUUGUUGUUUUGUAUUGUUUGUGGGUUUUUUUGUUGCUGUAGAGUAGAGAUAUUGUAUGCUUAAAAUCGAAUUGUAUUAAUUUUCGAUUAAAAGAUUUUGAAACAUAGUUAAGUAAAGUUGUUGUAAAAGUUUGAU